CUAAGUAUGAGUAUCACACACUGGAUUACCUCUCCCCUUCUCUCUAUAUGUCUCUGUUUUUCAUUUCUUCCUUCAAAAAAACCAGUUGAAUCGGUGAUCCGUCGAAGAAGCUUUCUCGACAAGAAAUGGCACCUAUUAGGGCUGUCCUUAGCUUGCGAAGAGCAAUUCUGAUUCAUCGUCAUAGUGAAGCGAUUGUUCUAAGCAGGAAAGCUUUCAGCACUCAAACUGCUACUCCAUCUCAGCCCCCUCCACCACCUGCUAAAACACAUUUUGGUAACCUAAAAGAUGAAGAUCGGAUAUUCACCAAUGUAUAUGGACUACACGACCCAUAUCUCAAAGGUGCCCUAAAACGAGGUGAUUGGUAUAGAACGAAAGAUAUAGUACUGAAAGGAACUGAUUGGAUCGUCAAUGAAAUGAAGAAAUCUGGUCUUCGUGGACGUGGUGGUGCUGGUUUCCCCUCCGGUCUCAAAUGGUCUUUCAUGCCAAAAGUAUCGGAUGGCCGCCCUUCUUAUCUUGUUGUAAACGCCGAUGAAAGUGAACCGGGAACAUGUAAAGAUAGGGAAAUAAUGCGACACGAUCCUCACAAAUUGUUAGAAGGUUGUUUGAUCGCGGGUGUGGGAAUGCGAGCUUCCGCUGCUUACAUUUACAUAAGAGGUGAAUACGUUAACGAGCGUCUUAAUCUCGAAAAGGCUCGAAAGGAAGCUUAUGAUGCAGGUUUAUUAGGAAAAAACGCUUGUGGGACAGGUUAUGACUUCGAGUUAUACAUCCAUUACGGAGCGGGGGCUUACAUAUGCGGAGAAGAGACCGCGUUAUUGGAGAGCCUCGAAGGCAAACAAGGCAAACCGAGGUUAAAACCGCCUUUUCCCGCGAACUCGGGGCUAUACGGCUGCCCGACAACCGUAACAAACGUUGAAACGAUAGCGGUUGCUCCGACAAUUCUCAGGAGGGGCCCAGAAUGGUUUGCGGGUUUCGGGAGAAAAAACAACUCCGGGACAAAGCUAUUUUGCGUGUCGGGCCAUGUGAAUAAACCUUGUACGGUCGAGGAGGAGAUGAGCAUCCCAUUAAGGGAGUUGAUCGAGAGACACUGCGGCGGCGUCAGAGGCGGUUGGGACAAUCUAUUGGCGGUUAUUCCGGGGGGGUCGUCGGUUCCUUUGCUUCCGAAGAGUGUUUGCAAUGAUGUGUUGAUGGAUUUUGAUGCACUUAAGGAGGCUCAAUCGGGGUUGGGGACAGCUGCGGUUAUGGUGAUGGAUAAGACUACGGAUGUGGUGGAUGCGAUUGCCCGGCUUUCGUAUUUUUAUAAGCACGAAAGUUGUGGGCAAUGUACGCCCUGUAGGGAAGGGACGGGAUGGCUUUGGAUGGUUAUGGAGAGGAUGAAAAUUGGGGAUGCGAAGGUGGAAGAGAUCGAUAUGCUUCAGGAACUGACGAAGCAGAUCGAAGGGCAUACUAUUUGUGCUUUGGGUGAUGCUGCAGCUUGGCCUGUUCAGGGUCUUAUUCGUCAUUUCAGGCCAGAGAUGGAGAGAAGGAUUAGGGUUCGAGCCGAGAGGGAAUUGCUCGAGGCUGCAGCUGUUUGAGGUUUGAAAACAAAAUGGUGUUUUCUUGUUUUGCUAUUUUUUACAGAGUAAUUUUUUGUUCAUAAAUGAUCUCUUCUAACUGCUUUCUCAGAGAUCAUAUGAUUGAUUAUACUCAAAUCAUCAAUUCUUUUUGCCUGUAAGGAAUAAUUUCACUGUGGUGAAAAUAUUUUAU
This is a messenger RNA of Impatiens glandulifera, 1743 nucleotides long. Its product is annotated as NADH dehydrogenase [ubiquinone] flavoprotein 1, mitochondrial-like. The transcript is spliced from 2 exons. Gene Ontology annotation, molecular function: NAD binding; 4 iron, 4 sulfur cluster binding; FMN binding. The coding region runs from base 126 to 1571 and encodes 481 amino acids. Gene Ontology annotation, biological process: mitochondrial electron transport, NADH to ubiquinone. NCBI's taxonomy places the organism in Eukaryota, Viridiplantae, Streptophyta, Magnoliopsida, Ericales, Balsaminaceae. The record is from RefSeq and is a predicted model, not a curated record.